UGAAUAAUCGAAGUAUUUGUGGCCACAAACAGGAAUAUAAAAUAAUGAACACUAUUUUAUGAUUAUUAUCGAUCUGAUCUAAGGCGUGUCCGCGCGAGCCGCCAUGUUCUCCCGUGACGUCACCAAACGGGAAGUGAGCUCGUUGUUCUCCAUGGUGGCUGCGGUGCGGUGCGGUGGGCUCGCGGACCAAAACAACUCUUCCUCCUCUUCUUCCUCCUCUUCCUCUUCGCGGACCAUGGACGGGAAUCAGUGUUUCCUUCCUCCAUCAUCUGCUCUGCGAACAUGAGCACAUCCAACCUGUCCACAGUGGAUGGCACUGAUAGGCUGUGUGUUUCUGAGCGUGCUCAGUGCGUUCCAUCUCGGGUCCUUCACCUGCGGCAGCUUCCUGCUGACGUCUCUGAACAGGAAGUGCUCGCUCUUGCGCUUCCUUUUGGCCGAGUUAGUAAGCUGAUCACGCUGAAGACCAAGAACCAGGGUUUUUUAGAAAUGGCGUCGGAGGAGGCGGCUGUUACCAUGGUGAACUACUACACUUCAGCCCCGCCCACCAUCAGGAACCAGCCAAUCUUCAUUCAGUACUCCACCCACCGCGAGCUCAAGACCGACAACCUGACCAAUCAGAGAGUGGCGCUGCAGGCCAUCAGUGCAGCAGCAGUGCAUUCUGGGAAUGUGGCAUCAGGAGGAGAGGGUCGGGGCUUAGCUCCGGGUCAGAGUCCCGUCCUGAGAAUCAUCGUGGAGAAUUUAUUUUACCCGGUGACACUGGAGGUCCUGCAGCAGAUCUUCAGUAAGUUCGGCUCCGUGUUGAAAAUCAUCACGUUCACCAGAAACAACCAGUUUCAGGCUCUGCUGCAGUUCAGUGAUGCCGUGCACGCUCAGCACGCUAAGGCUUCUCUGGACGGGCAGAACAUCUAUAACGGCUGCUGCACGCUCAGGAUCGACUUCUCCAAACUGAGCGCGCUCAAUGUGAAGUACAACAAUGACAAGAGCCGUGACUUCACCAGAGCCGACCUGCCGACAGGAGAGCUGGACCCCACCGCCGCCUUCAGUGUAGCUCUCCCUCCAUACGGCACGUCAGCUUUCCCACCGACCUUCCACCAACACACAGGCCUGUCGAUGGCGGCCGUCCCUGGCUCGUUGGUGUCUCCUCCUCGUGUCUCCGUGCAGAUGGCGUCUCCUGCUGUCCACGCUGUGCUGCUGGUGUCCAACCUGAAUCCAGAGACAGUCUCACCUCACUGCCUCUUCAUCCUGUUCGGUGUGUACGGGGACGUCCAGAGAGUGAAAAUCCUCUUCAACAAGAAGGAAAACGCUCUGGUUCAGAUGAGCGACGGCACUCAGGCUCAGCUCGCGAUGAGUCACCUGAACGGUCAGCGUCUCCAUGGCAACAUGAUCCGGGUGAUGCUGUCCAAACACCCAGUGGUGCAGCUGCCCCGCGGGGGGGCGGGGCAAGAAGAACAGGCGCUGACUCAGGACUUCUCAGGCUCCGCCCUCCACCGCUUCAAAAAACCUGGUUCCAAAAAUUUCAACAACAUUUUCCCUCCGUCAGCAACGCUGCACCUGUCCAACAUCCCCUCGUCGGUCAGCGAGGACGACCUGAAGGACGUGUUCUCCUCCAGCGGAUUCACAGUCAAAGCCUUCAAGUUCUUCCAGAAGGACAGGAAGAUGGCGCUGAUGCAGCUGGCAUCGGUGGAGGAAGCCAUCGAGGCCCUGAUCGCUCUGCACGACCACCAGCUGGACCACAACCAGCACCUCCGAGUCUCCUUCUCCAAGUCCACCAUCUGACCCAAGUCUCCAAGUCCACGAUCUGACCCCCGAGUUUCCAAGUCCACCAUCUGACCCGAGUCUCCAUGUCCACCGUCUGACCCAGAGUCUCCAACUCCACUAUCUGACCUGUGUCUCCUCCUGGACCUGUUGGCUGUUUUUCCCUCCAAUCUCUCUCUGACCUUUGACCAACCAACCACAUUUCAGGGCUUCUGAUUGGCUUGCGGUGGAACAAAGGGACCAAUGGGAGAGCCCGACACCACCUAGCUUUCUGUGCCUACACGCUCUGACAUCAUAGGUGCAGCGAUGACAGGAGGAGGGGGCGUCGCCAUGGUUACAGAGCACAUUCCUGAGCUCCCGGUAGCAAUGCAUUGUGGGCUGUGGAGUCCAGCUGAUGUGAGUCAAACUUUUUUGUCUAAAUGUUAAAAAAACAACUUGUUUUUAAAGUUACAAAGAUUUUUGAAAUAAAACAGCUUUUUUCUUAAAAUCAACAAAAGUCCGAAGUGGAAUUAAAAUUCAGUCUGAAGUUAUUUAUUAAGAUUAUUUACAACAAUCAGUCUCAUUAAUUUUUGUUUAGUAUUAAAUUCUAAACUUUUAAUAGAGUAAAAACAUUUUCACUGAUUUACCAACAAAUGUGUUGAAGCUUCACCAUCAGCUCCAUGCUGAUAUUAUUGUUAUUAUUAUUAUUAUUAUUAUUAUUAUUAUUAUUAUUAUUAUUAUUAGUACUGUUGUGGGAGUUUCAGUGGCUGCGGUCUCAACCUUCUUCUGUGCCUUAUUUUUCAGAAUUAUUCUGCUGGUUUUGAUUUUUUACGUGGUGUUUGGGUCGAGGUUCGGUGGUGGGUCGAGUCGAUCUGACUUUGGAUUUUUUUGUAGAUUUUUUCACUUAGUUAGAUGUUUUGUUGCCGAUUGUCGUACCGUUGGUAUAUUUGUUAUAUAUUUUGGGAAGGUUUUUUAAAUCAUGAAUGUAUUUAUACUGUACAACAUGGAACAGGUAAUGUUUUGACGUCCCGCCCACCUGUCGUACCUGGGUGUGUGUAUUUAUAUGUGUGUGUAUGUAUACUGUAUAUCUGUGUGUGUGUGUGUGUGUGUGUGUGUGUGUGUGUGUCAAGCUGAGCUGUGAUUGGAGGAUCUUCAAAUGUCUCACCUACUUUUUUCUAUUAAAAUAUAUUUAAUUCAAAUCUCUUUUUUUUAUUUUGAUUAUUAUUUUAAUUAUUGUUUGUAUUUGUUGAGUUUAGUUUAGAUUUUCCGUGUUGAUGAUUUCCAGGAGAAAAGCCACAGAAACAGGAAGCUGCUGACCUCUGAGGUGAUUGGAGGGAUUAAAACAUGAAGUGGCUGGUUGUGUUGCUGGUUGUGUUGCUGGUUGUUGGUGCUGCUGUGACCCUUCAGGGCCUCCGUAGAAACAGAUUCAGCUUAUUUUGUUCAGCAGCUUUUGAAGUUUUUACUUUAAUCUUUUUUUAAAAAACCUAAAUAUUUUCAGUGAUGAUGUUGCCUUGGAGAACAGUCGGGGGCGGGGUCAAACCAAGCCAAAGUUUGCGUGCCUUGUAAUUGGACCAACUAAUUUUUCCAUUAUGACAUCACUUCCUGUUUAAGUGGCUUUCCACCCAGAUUUAACUUCCUCCCAGUUUUGUAAUCUUCAGUUACCACGAACACACUUGAACGUUUGUUUCAUGUCUUCACGUUUCCGUCCACGUCAGAGCUGUGACAUCACAUAUGAUGUCACAUGUGACUGUGCAACUUCUUAUUUAGCCCCGCCCACACCAUCUCACCACACGCCCUGUGCUGAUAUGUCCUCGUUGUUGCUGUUGUUCAGUGAUUGGCAGGUGUAACACGUUAUAGGUACGGUAGUGAGUAAGUCACCACUGAUGUACUUACAGGUGACAAGCACUGUCCCAUCUUAAAUACUUAGUUACUGCCUGUAUUGUGUUACAUACCUGUUGAUGUAAUAAGUUACAUUUUAAAGUUGAAAGCUUUAAACUACGGAUCGACUGAAACAGUUUUACAAACACAGACACAAUUAAUAGAAAUCAAAUGUCAAACAACCAGUGAUGACGUUCAGUUUACUCGAAUACUUUUACUCUACAUGUAUUUGAAUACUUCAGAUUAGAUUCAGAUUACUCAGUGUUAAUUGGCUGUUCAUUGUGACAUGUAAGCAGUCAGAUGUCGUUGUGGGCGGGACCCUGUGAGAGGAUGUGACAUCACAGUUUCACAUUUUAACUGAGUUUAUUUAUUGGAAAUCUGACAGAUUGAUCGUCUUCACACAACAACACUGAUGAUACAACAUGCAGAAUGUGUGAUAACAACAAUAAUCAGCUGUGAACAUCCGAGAACGUCACACUGACUUUAAGUUAUAACGUGUGAGAACAGACGCGUAACGAGUUGAACCGUCAGUGCUCGUUAGCUCAUUACAGAAGUUUGUUUUAACAUGUUUCUGACGUGACAUAUACUCGUCACAACAUACAUUAAUUAUAAUGUGUCAUCUUAAAGGUGCAAUAUGUAAUAAAUUAUCAAUAGAAUGUAAAAACAGUUUUAAACAGUUUUGACUUUGUAUUUAUAUAUAUAUACUCAUAAUAUAUGUGUAUAUAUGUAUUUUAUGUGUAUGCAUAUGUGAUAUACAUAGUUAGCGGUUCCUCAGUGACAUGUUGCCGACCUGCUCUGGUAAUAAAUUACAGAGGUUGUUACAUUUUGCACCCGUGUGACUGAUGAGACCCGUUAGUUUGUUCUGGACUCGUUUGUAACGUGAAGACAUGAAAACGCGUCAAAUAAAUGUUCUGAUGAAUGUUUGAUGUAUGUAAAGCAUCAGACGUCGCUGUGAUGACGUCGCUGUGAUGACGCAGCCGUCGAGUCUCUCGGCUUCGUUUCCUUUUGAAUCUAUCAGCAGAAGAUUCAACUGUUUUCUAGCUGAAUGUCUCCUGUUGAUGAAUGUAAAGUACUCGUGGUGCAUUGUGGGACUUAUUACUGUUGUUAUUAUUAUUAUGACAUAUUUUUAAUAUUCAACCAGUGCAUGAAGUGGAGGGGGCGGGGCUUUUAUCUGUGCUGAUGUCAGAAACCAGUUUGCUGAAUUUUUAUUUAUUCUGAAAGUGUGACAGGAAGUUGUAGCAUGAAUCACUAAAUAAAUAAAUCCUGACAACCAAUCACUGUCCUCGGUUUCUGCAGCACAGCCCACCGACCACCCUCCCACCCAAUCAGACAGCGGCACAGUUUCAACAAACAACACAAUAAAGUUCUGUUUUGAAAGGAUAAAACUUUAUUGUUCCUGUGUUGACACAAUCCUCAACUGUGAUUGGUCGGUUUGCAGACUACAGCAGAUAACUGUCAUUUAAAAAACAACAAUAAACAAACAAGAAUCCUACUGAUCCUAUUGGACGACGGUGAUGGGUUCGUCCGACUCCACGCUGAUGUCAUCACCCAAACCCCCCGAGGUUAUGCUAACAGCUAAAUGCUAACAUUAAAGCAACAGCUUUAAAAAAAACACCUGCGAUCGCACACGCACGUGCACAAGCGCACACACAUACACACAGUACAGUGUUUAGACUUUAUAAAACAAGAAGUUGAGAGAUGUGAUGAUUUUAAUCUUCACGUUGGAUUAUUUGGUCCGGUGUUUCGUCUGAUUUUUCGUGGAUCACGUGAAAUGUUGCGACCGUCAUCGCCACAGAAUACUGGACCUGUCUCAGUGCUCGGUUCUGAGAGACGCUUGUGUUCGCCUGUUUUUGUUUUUUUUGUCAGGGAGCAAUAUAAAAAAAAAAAA
Molecule: messenger RNA, 5500 nt
Organism: Acanthopagrus latus (yellowfin seabream)
Lineage: Eukaryota; Metazoa; Chordata; Actinopteri; Spariformes; Sparidae
Product: polypyrimidine tract-binding protein 3-like
Exons: 15
Coding region: 283-1776 (497 amino acids)
Biological process (GO): mRNA processing; regulation of RNA splicing
Cellular component (GO): nucleus
Molecular function (GO): mRNA binding
Source: RefSeq, a predicted model, not a curated record